Messenger RNA from Anopheles coustani, 2329 nucleotides. RefSeq names its product BOS complex subunit ncln. The record is from RefSeq and is a predicted model, not a curated record. Gene Ontology annotation, cellular component: endoplasmic reticulum membrane. Gene Ontology annotation, biological process: regulation of signal transduction. NCBI's taxonomy places the organism in Eukaryota, Metazoa, Arthropoda, Insecta, Diptera, Culicidae. The coding region runs from base 190 to 1845 and encodes 551 amino acids. The transcript has 4 exons.
UAAAUUUUUCCCACGGAAAGUUUUCCGCUGUACUUUCAUCACAUAAAACGGUGCCAUUCGGCAUUCAAUCGUAUCCGCGAUAGCAGGUGUCCGCUCGUGCCAACCAUAACCAACGCGGGGGGUGAUCAUAAAUCUGUGAAUUUAUUCCCUACACUACGAACCGGGGGUACAAAAGUUACGACACUGAGGAUGUUUGAAGAAGCAGAUAACUUUGCCGACUUGUUCCGCGGUGGGCUGCCGUACUAUCUGCUGAUAACGCUACCGAUCCUGAUCAUAUGCUCCUCCAAUCCGGUUCUUGCGGCCAGCGAGUUUGGCGUACAGCGGAUGUCACAGUACGACGUUCACGGGGUCCCCUACGGUUGCCGUGCAUCGGCGUUGAAUUUGGAAGCCAAAUCUCUGUACACCUGGCAAACGUCGCGACACUGUGUGCUGACCCGUUUGCAGGAUAUGACCAUCGAUCACUUUCGAGAAAUUCGUGCCAAAGCAGGCGGUCUGGUAGUGCUCCUACCGGAAGAUACAACCGCUCUUAGUUUGGAGGACAAACAGCACAUUCACCUACUUGAGCAGGCGAUGAUGAUGCAGGAUGUUCCGAUACCGGUGUACUUUUCUAAGUUCAAUCCGAAGCUGAAUGUAAUCAUCGAUGAAGUAACGCGUACCGCCGUACGCAGCCAUAAGCAGAACGCACCGAAACGGGAAUCCGCCCUGAGCGAAAUGUUCGGUUCGAUAUCGGCCAACGGCUACCAGGUCGUCGUAUCCGGUGCAUCCCAUGCCAUCAACAAGCAAUCGAAGAUACCGAUCAUUCAAGGCGAACUGGCCCCGACCAAGCCGAGCAAAACGCUCGAUGGUGAAGGCAAGCUGCCAUUAAUCAUCGUGACCGCCCAUCUCGACACGUUCGGGCUUACCAAUACACGACAAAGUAACGCGGAUGUGGCCGUCCUGCUGACGCUGGUGGAGCUCUUCAGCAAACUGCACGCCACCAUCCCCAAAUAUCGGCUCAUGUUUCUCGUUUCGGAAUCCGGUGUGCUGCUCAACUUCCAAGGCAUGAAGAAAUGGCUCGACUCGAACCUGGACGAGAACGUGCAAAUACAGCAUGCUGAGUUCGUCAUUUGUCUUGACACGAUCGGCAAACUGCUGGCGAAUGAUAACAUCUACAUGCACGUUUCCAAGCCCCCGAAAGAGGGUACCUCGAUGAACAGUUUCUACAAGACGCUACGAACGGUUGCCCAGCGCUAUGGAAAUGUGACCGUGGAAGGAGUGCACAAAAAGAUCAACCUUGCAGACACUCUACUGGCCUGGGAACACGAGCGAUUCAGCAUGAAACGCAUGCCGGCAUUCACGAUUUCCAACGUAAAGAGCCACAAAGAUCCGCUUCGGAACACAAUCUUCGAAGACGAUACGACCGAGGAGCAGCUGGAGGCGCUGGAACGUAACGUGAAGAUCAUCGCGGAAGCGCUGGCCAGCCACAUCUACAACGUACCUGCUGACGAUGGUUCCGCCGGGGAGAUAUUCACCGGGUCGAUGGCCAUCACCCGGGAACACAUUUUGCCUUGGUUGCACAUCCGUUCGACGCAUCAGAACAACGAUCUCAAAUACGCUUUCGAAAAGUACCUCCGGAAUGUGAAGUUAACCUACGAAAAACCGGACGCCCGCGAACCAGAUUUUAUGCUGUACGAUGACCGCGACGCGCUACUCAACAUCUACAACGUCAAGCCGGCUAUCUUUGACCUUUUCCUGACGUUCAUGAUUUGCCUGUAUCUGACGUCGAUCUACUUUGCGAUCUUCCACUUUCACAAGCUGUACGGUUUCGUGUGUCGCAUGACGGUAGUGAAAACCAAAGUGAACUGAGCCGGACAGACAGUUAUAUCAAUCAUCUGUAGGUGCGGGUAGUUUAGCUUAAAGAAUAUGUUUUUAUUUUCCUUGUGUUGCAUUAGGCGUUCAUGUUCGGAACCAUCUUUGAGACUAUAGCGGAAAGUUCUUCACACCAAUGCAAUACACACAUCAUUCAUCGAGACGGAUAUCGGUUCCAUUUUGUAGCGUUGUGCAAAACCUUUCCCAAAUGUUACACGGUGCAACACCUAGUCCCCUUCUCCCCUAGCCAAGUUGUUGUGUGGUCCAGUUUUCUCAUUUGGUUUUCCACAUUUUCACAGUUAGCAUUACUCUCUCAUCUCCUUUGUUCUAUUUAUUAGCUCCGUUCGAACGUGUCUCGACGGCUUCUAAAGGAAAUUCGCUUUUCUCUCAGCGUAUCGACGAGUGCAAACGAACCGAACAAAACCAAAUAAAACGAAUUUGCCAAUCGAAGCUGGGUCGACGACGAUUUGUGCAAAGUAAA